AUGUCGACACCCAAGGUCAAGGCUGGUCAGCUCUGGGGAAAGAGCAAGGAAGACCUUUCCAAGCAGCUCGAGGAGUUGAAGACCGAGCUCUCCCAGCUCCGUGUCCAGAAGAUCGCUGCCGGUGCCUCGUCGAAGACUCAGAGAAUCCACGACGUUCGCAAGUCGAUCGCUCGCGUUCUCACCGUCAUCAACGCCAACCAGCGCGCCCAGCUCCGUCUGUUCUACAAGAACAAGAAGUACACUCCUCUUGACCUCAGACCCCGCCUCACCCGUGCCCUCCGCCGCAGACUCACCAAGCACGAGGCCACCCUCAAGACGGAGAAGCAGCGCAAGAAGGAGAUCCACUUCCCCCAGCGGAAGUACGCCGUCAAGGUAUGA
Aspergillus viridinutans is the source of this 378-nucleotide messenger RNA. RefSeq names its product 60S ribosomal protein uL29. Gene Ontology annotation, cellular component: cytosolic large ribosomal subunit; ribosome. Gene Ontology annotation, molecular function: mRNA binding; structural constituent of ribosome. The transcript has 3 exons. The record is from RefSeq and is a predicted model, not a curated record. NCBI's taxonomy places the organism in Eukaryota, Fungi, Ascomycota, Eurotiomycetes, Eurotiales, Aspergillaceae. Gene Ontology annotation, biological process: maturation of LSU-rRNA from tricistronic rRNA transcript (SSU-rRNA, 5.8S rRNA, LSU-rRNA); translation. Bases 1 to 378 code for a protein of 125 amino acids.